Camellia sinensis is the source of this 489-nucleotide messenger RNA. RefSeq lists its product as uncharacterized. The record is from RefSeq and is a predicted model, not a curated record. Gene Ontology annotation, molecular function: nucleic acid binding; zinc ion binding. Lineage: Eukaryota; Viridiplantae; Streptophyta; Magnoliopsida; Ericales; Theaceae.
AUGAUUCAAGAGUUCCUCCAACUGAAACAAGAAAAAAUGUCAGUCGCUCAAUAUGCGAACCGUUUUGAAGCUCUUUCACGGUACGCUUCAGCCAUAGUAGCAAAUGAAGAGGAUAAGGUUAGGCGAUUUGAAUGGGGCUUGGACACAGACAUUAGAGGAAGAUUGAUCACAAUGCAACUCUCCACCUAUGCCCAGAUGGUGGAUCAAGCUUUAAUUGUGGAACAAGAGUUAGCAGAUUCCAAACGCAUUCGAAAUCAGCGAUCAAGGAACAACAACCAACCACGCAGAGGAGGCCCAGUCCGCAACACCAGAAACUAUCCUGCGCCAGCACCCUAUGCCGGAGGAAUGCAACAGCAACAAAGGCAAAAUCGAGGAAACCAACAAGGAGGAAACUUUGUAAAUGAGUGGAAAGGAAGAUGUUUCAGAUGUGGUCAACAGGGGCAUCGUCGAAAUGAGUGUCCUCGAGGUGGGGAGUAUUUUAUGGAUUAG